GCUGCCAACUGAAUGGGGAGAAAAUUGAAGACCAGGGGAUGAUGUGUAUCACGUCUCAUAUCCGUUUGUAUGAGGUUUGUCAUACCUUUGCGAGGAAGCAGUGAUACUUCUCCAACUUGCCGCCCUGUGCGAAGGAGGAGGGGGAAUGACAUGGGGGACAGAAGCUUCCUUCAUUGUACCAUACUUCACACACACACACCACACGAAUACUUACGUGGCCACCACCACACGAUGAUGCGCUGGCCUGCAUCACACAACGCAGGGACGGAUCAUGUCAUUCGAUUUCACGACGAGGCCCGGUGAGUGACAUUGACGGACCCCGAACAAGCGCAUGUGCCCUUGGCUCUGUGUCUGUCCCUCAGGGAGACAGUGCAGGACGUCCUGGGUAUCUCCUUCCUCACCGAUGUGGACGUCUUUCUCUUGCUUGCCCUGCCCAUCCUCUCCAAUCUCUCCGUCCAAGAGGCCAACUGGCGAAUCGUGGAGACGCUGCGGCCCUACCCAUCGCCGUCGCUACAUGCGGACGGCAAAUACCAACCUGUGUACCCCACCAGGCCUCGCUGCAGCCUUAAUAUUGUCGGCGUGUGGGGGCGCAUUCUGCUGGCGUCUCUCAUCGGCACUCUCCUGACUCCCCUCUCUCUCCUCGUGCUGCUCACUGCCGCGGCCAUGGCGCGAAUCCGCACACGAGACAAGGCCGUGAUAUAUCGAUUGAGUGGCGUGAGUGGGAUGGUGCUUGGCGCGUUCUGGCUCGGGUAUGAGGCCGUGCAGCUGUGCUUGGAUAUCUGGCGAGCGCUGCUGACCUCAUUCUUUGUCGGGAUGCUCAUCAGCUACAGCGGCCUGAGCAGUUUCAAAGCUCUCUCAUGGUGGUUCACGACACGGCAGCCGAGCUCGUGGACGGCCAAAUUCUCAUGGGUGGCGCUGUGGAAGUCGCUGGGUCAGUUCCUGCCGCUCGGCGUGACGCUGCUGCUUCAUGUGGCGACGAAUCGGGCUUACUGGUGGGACAUAUACGAGGAGCGCCUGGAGAGGCAGGGGUUACUGGCGGGUGGCCAUCCCGGUGCCACCAGCAUGGGGCAGGGCGACAGAGAGACCGGGCUGGCUGACGAAAGGACUGGGCUGUUGGCGAGCCAAGACAACGAGCUAGCGGCUGAGGAGUGACAAGUGGGCCGGGCGGGUGAUUGAUUGAUUGAUACAUACGUCGACUAGUUCGCUGAGACCUUAAGGAGCAUCAAUC
Messenger RNA from Vitrella brassicaformis, 1228 nucleotides. The record is from the annotation of a GenBank genome assembly. Lineage: Eukaryota; Vitrellaceae.